AUGCAGUGCUUGGUUUCUCCUCCGAAAUGGGGCGUAGAUCCUACAAUAUCUGGCGGCAAUGAAUCCUGGGUCUCACUCUCUGUCAAUUUUUCCCAACGUUCUCUUCCAUAUCUGUAUGGAAGGAAAAACUUUUCUAAAAAUUGCACUUUGAGAUGUGCAAUAACUAAAACGAAGGAGCUUUCUGUUCCUUCUGAAGAAAACUUGGUAAAAGAACCCCACAAAUACUUUGAUCAGGUAGUCAUCACUGUUCGUGCUGGGGAUGGAGGCCAUGGUGCGGUUUUGAGUAUGCCUAAUCAGAAACCUGCUUCAAAUUCGCGAGGCAAGUUUGACAAAGACAAGGCCAGGAGGAAGAGUUCGUAUAAAAGGGAUUUCGAUGGAUCCCUUAUCCUCCCCACUGGGGGACAUGGUGGAGAUGUUGUAAUUUAUGCUGAUGAGAGCAAAGAUACAUUAUUGGAAUUCCAUAAGAAUAAUCGGUUCAAAGCAAAGCGUGGAGGAAAUGUUGAUGCUAUGGGUCUCUUGACAUCUCUUAUUCACGAUGGACUUGCUGCACCAACUUUGCGUAUUCCAGUACCAUUAGGUACUGUUGUUAAGAACAAGAAAGGGAAGUUUCUGGCCGAUUUAGCUAAUCCAGGUGAAGAAGUUCUUGUUGCAAGAGGAGGUCAAGGAGGGAUCAGCUUGCUUGAUGUGCCAGAACACAGAAGAAAGAGAACAAUGUCCUUAACUACAAAUGUGAUGAGAGAUGAGAGUGACAAGGUUUUAGUUCUUGGCCAGCCUGGGGAGGAGAUAAGUUUGCAGUUGAUACUAAGAGUGGUAGCCGAUGUUGGUCUUGUUGGGCUUCCGAAUGCUGGGAAGUCAACUUUAUUGGCAUCCAUCACUCUAGCUAAGCCCGACAUUGCUGAUUACCCAUUCACAACUUUGAUGCCGAACCUUGGACGCCUUGAUGGAGACCCUAAUUUAGGCGCAGGGAGAUAUUCAUCAGAAGCUACUUUGGCAGACUUACCUGGGCUUAUUGAAGGUGCUCAUCUGGGGAAGGGGCUUGGUCGCAACUUUUUGAGGCAUCUGAGGAGAACUAGGUUGUUAGUCCAUGUUAUUGAUGCAGCUUCAGAUGAUCCUGUCGCAGAUUACCGGACAAUAAAAGAAGAGUUGCGGAUGUACAAUCCUGAAUAUCUCGAGCGACCAUAUAUUGUGGUCCUGAAUAAAAUCGACAUCCCUGAGGCAAUGGAUAGACUGCCAUAUUUAACUGAAGAAAUACGGAGUAUCGGGGUGGAGAGUGCGACUACCGUACAGUCUGUGAGCAAUGAUGUAGGCCAAGCUGAUGGUUUUGAUUUGGAAAUGGCUAAUAAAGACCGGGAUACCAAAGGGAUUGAAGAUUACCCGCGCCCACUUGCUGUAGUGGGUGUUAGUGUUCUGAAAGGCUACAAUGUGGACAAUUUACUGUCGGAGAUCAGAGCAGCAUUGCGGAGUCUCCGUAACAUGGAGAAUGCUCCACAGGAAGCAGAACCAAACAAGAAGAAACGACAUUGA
Messenger RNA from Oldenlandia corymbosa var. corymbosa, 1524 nucleotides. The record is from the annotation of a GenBank genome assembly. Lineage: Eukaryota; Viridiplantae; Streptophyta; Magnoliopsida; Gentianales; Rubiaceae.